ACAAAACACACUAUGUGACACGACAAAUUAAUAUUCUUUUACGGAUAAGGUGUUUAUAAAAAAUUUAUGUCAUUAUAGUGAAUUUUGUGCAAAAAUAAAUCAUUUGUAGCUUACCGACAAAAUAGAGAUUUUAAAACUUCAAAAUACGUUUUCAAACAUCAAAUAUUUCAGUUUUACCAAUACAUAUUGAUACAUUUGGUCAAAAAUGGUUGUUUGCCGGUUAAAGUAAGCAAACUUUCAUUAAAUCUACGAACAAAUUUAUCAAUUGAAAAUAUCAGAAAAACAUGUCACUGGAAUGAAUUUUUACUCUACUUUAAGAUGUUGAUUUCAGUUAUGAAAAAUAAUUAAAAAUUGACUUAUAUUAUUUACAAAAAAAUAUGUUCAUUUAUUUAACAUAAAUAUAAAUGUGACAAUUAAAAUAGGAAGGAGUACGUACUAUAAAGCAAAUACAUUCGUUCAAACUCAACAUGCUGCAUACUUUUACAAUAAAAUUUAACCUUACUCAUUGUUUUAAGUACAUUUUAUACGGACAACAGCUCACUCCCAGUACAGUACAACAAUUGAGGCUAAAAUGGUAAACAUAAUGUACUCAUUCCUUCUCAAAGAAGCUUGCAUUAGCUAGGUCACAGAGGUACAUCAUACAUCACCUAAAACUUUCUUUCAGUUUUAACACUAACGACCACAUCUGCAUAACACCGGUCGCCGCCUUACAGCAUUGAACAGCCCUCAUAAAUUCUCAGCUCUCAAGCAAACAAAAAUCAGGUCAGUCAAUUCAAGCUUUAAAGUUCUAAGCCUUUUAAUUUGAUGUUACUGUUAACUGCAUAAACUUGAUAGCUAACACCGUGUCAAAAUUAGGUCUUCCAAAUGAAACUUAACAAGUAUGAUUCCAUCAAGGAUUUAACCCCAACGCGCUUCGAUUGGAUAUGUAGACUUCGGUUACAAACAAAAUGGACAUCAGUGGACAAAAAAACCAAAGAGAUUUGGGGUUUAAAUAUGAUGCUCAUCGAUGACUCAAACUACCGCAUUCAUGCUUUCGCAAGUACAAAAUUCUGUAAAGAUUUGAUUAACCAAAUGAAAGAAGGAACAAUUUAUGUUCUAGCUAAUUUCAAAGUUAAAGAUUAUGUGGGAGAUGAGACUUCACGUCCUGUUCGAAACAACAAACAUAUUUAUUUCACAACACACACAAAAUGUGAGAAGGACGUUGGAGUUGGCUUGCGAAUUGAACAACAUGCUUUUGAUUUGUUCUACUUUGGAGAAAUGCUAAAACUGGCUCAAGACAAUCGGUUCUUAAUAGAUGUUGUUGGACAGGUUCGAAAUGUUAGAGGAAACAUAAAAUCAACCAAAACUGACAGUGAGAAGAUCCUCACAAAAUUUGAACUGUUUGACGGAAGGCAAACUCUGGAUGUCACAUUCUUUGAUGCGUUUGGAGUGGAAUUUGAACAAAAAUUGAGAUUGGCUAAGCAACAGGAAGUCGUUGUUGUGAUUUGUGCAGCAAAAAUCUCACUGUAUGAAGGUAUGUGACAGUUAUUGCAGUCUUAAAAAUGUGUUUUCAUAACUACUACAUUUUUCUUAACACAAGAGCACCUAACUUGACAAACUAUCCAGCCACACGCAUACACUACAACCCUUCACAUUAUUGUAUGAAAACACUGGAGAAGAGGCUCCAAGAGCCGGCAAGUGAAAAAGUAUUGUCGCCAGUUCCAGAAGAUAUAAACUACCCGAGUAUGACAGUGACACAGAUAACAACAUUGGCAAAAGACUCAAGCGAGUGAAAGGUUAAGUGUAAAUUGAAGGUCACAAAAGUUGAAGAAGGUGCAUCAUGGUUUUAUGCUGUCUGUACUAAAUGCCCAAACGAAAUCUUGAAAGAACAAGGCAUUUUCAAAUGCACAGACUGUAACAGAAUCAUACCAUAUCCUGACAAAAGGUUUCGGAUUUGCACUUUGUGCAGCGAUAACACGGGGUCCAUUGCGAUAAUAUUUCAUGAUGAUGAAGUUUGUAGGAUCCUUGGGAAGACUGUAUUCGACAUUGAGGCGGAGGCUAUACAGGCCAAGAUGGAGAAAAAAUACCCAGCACUAUUGAAAAGUUUUGAAAACAAGGUUUUCAUCAUCACUCUCCAAAUUAGCUGCAACAACCUAAAAAAAGGUUCCAGGGUCUAUGAUGCUUACGAGAUUGGUGACAAAAUUGAAAGCAGAGCAAAUUUUGACCCAGAGGAACAAAUGCCUUCGGACUUACCUUCAGCAAGUACAGUUAACUUGAAAGAGGAUGGUGGAAAUACACCAAAUACUGGAGUGUCUUCAACAAAAACAAGGGGAAGGGUCAAUCUUGAACCUGUGGCAUUUGAUGCAGUGGGAGAAAUGCCGCCAAAACAGCAGCGUAGAGAGUAGUCAGGACAGACUUCAGAAACCAUACUUUUGCAAGUGGAAACAGGAUUCAUUAAUGCUUCAUUUUAAAUAUCCAGACUAUCCACCUUAUUUCAGUCCUGUUACUGGAACUAUUUAUUCUUAUUCGGUUUGAACUCUCCUGUAAUGUAUUGAAACUUAUGUACCAGGAUACUGUAUCGGUCUGCAAGUCUGUAUUAACUUUGUUCUACCAACCUUAUUUCGUAAAGACUUGAAUGCCUACCUAAAA
Messenger RNA from Daucus carota subsp. sativus, 2628 nucleotides. RefSeq lists its product as uncharacterized. The record is from RefSeq and is a predicted model, not a curated record. Gene Ontology annotation, molecular function: damaged DNA binding; single-stranded telomeric DNA binding. The transcript has 10 exons. Bases 865 to 1521 code for a protein of 218 amino acids. Gene Ontology annotation, cellular component: DNA replication factor A complex; nucleus. NCBI's taxonomy places the organism in Eukaryota, Viridiplantae, Streptophyta, Magnoliopsida, Apiales, Apiaceae. Gene Ontology annotation, biological process: meiotic cell cycle; nucleotide-excision repair; DNA replication.